This is a messenger RNA of Plasmodium gonderi, 933 nucleotides long. RefSeq names its product Pv-fam-d protein. NCBI's taxonomy places the organism in Eukaryota, Apicomplexa, Aconoidasida, Haemosporida, Plasmodiidae. The transcript has 2 exons. The record is from RefSeq and is a predicted model, not a curated record. The coding region runs from base 1 to 933 and encodes 310 amino acids.
AUGUUUUCAUAUUUUACAAAAAUUUUUACAUUUUCUCUUCUGUUAUGGAGGAUACAAUAUUCCGAUGAGUUAUCUGCCAUUCAUAAAUCGCUUAUUAAGAAAACUAAUCACAAUGGUAAGGCAAAUGUUAGAGGUAGCAGAAUGUUAAUGGGGGGAAAAUCAUUAUACUCGGAACAAAGCUAUUCAGAUCUUGGUGUAGAUUUAGAAGAUUCAUCGGAUGAAAAAGAUAUGUCGACUAAUGAGCAUUUCAAAAAAAUAUUACAAGAUAAAAAUAUUCAAAAACGAUUGAACACAUUAAAUUGUUGUGAUAGUUCUGAUGCCACACAAAUUAGUACAUUGAAUGAUGAAAAUAUCUCUGAAAUUACAUCUAAUUCAUUUCAAUCGUCUGAUAUGCUGGAAAAAUUUCUGGAGACAUACAAAUUUUACGAUAGUAACAAAAAACAUACAAAUAAGGCAAGUUAUAAUGAUAGUGUUUUUUCAUUUAUUAGUGAUAUGCACAGUGAGUAUAUGAAAACAGGAUCAUAUCCUCAAAAUGAAGCGUUUCAUGAAGUUGUAAAGUAUAAUGGAAAAAACGGAAGGAACCACAGAUCAAAGUUACGAAGAUUAAUUAGCGACCUAGAUCUCAAAUUUGAAGUAGAAAUGAUGCGAGCCAAAAGAUUGGAUUCUAGCCAACACUCUCUUUCGAAGUCUAAAAGUAUUUCUAGUUUUAUUUCUUUUUAUGCAAGUAAAUAUAGAGUAGCUACACCAUUUGCUGUAACCAUGGCUUCUAUAUUUACAUUUUUAUCAUUUGGAAUGGUAGUACCAGCCACUAUAUCGACUGCAAUAGCAAUAGCAAUGUUUUCUGGUUACGAGAUGAAAAUAAAUAAACUAAGAAGGAUGAAUGCAGUUUACAAACUAUUUAUUGCAAAUAAUAAACAUAUGAAAUACCUUUGA